This is a messenger RNA of Coffea arabica (coffee), 1943 nucleotides long. The record is from RefSeq and is a predicted model, not a curated record. Lineage: Eukaryota; Viridiplantae; Streptophyta; Magnoliopsida; Gentianales; Rubiaceae.
AUGGAAGGAAAAUUUAUCCAAUUCUUUUCACUCAUUUGUCUUUGCUUGUUUCCUGCAAUUUCUACACUUGAAGCCAAUGAUGUUAAGGCCAAUAAAGGGUGCAUUGAGAUUGAAAGAAAAGCACUGAUCAAGUUCAAAGAAGGGCUAACUGAUCCUUCUCAUUUUCUAUCAUCUUGGACAGGUGAUAACUGCUGUUCAUGGAAGGGCAUAAGUUGCAGCAAUGAAACAGGCCAUGUGGUGAAGAUUGAACUCCAGAACUAUGAAUGUUUCAAUGAUGCUGGAAACUACUAUGGAAGCAACCAAAACGCAUCGUGUCUUGGCGGCCAGAUAAGUACAUCUUUGCUUGAUUUGAAAUACUUGGAUCACCUUGAUCUGAGCUUGAACAGUUUCCAAAUUCCGAUCCCAGAAUUCUUGGGUUCACUUGGAAUGUUGAGUUACCUGAAUCUGUCGCUUGCAGCAUUCACUGGAAUGAUACCUCAACAUCUUGGAAACUUGUCGAAUUUGCGCUAUCUUGAUCUGAGCUCGAUUCUUCCCUGCAGUCUAAUGAUUUGUAUUGGCUCUCUAAACUUGCCUCAAUCUCUACACACUGUCAAUUUUACUUCCCUCUCUGUCCUAGAGCUCACAGGAAACAGAUUCAAGUCACCAAUCCCUCGGUGGUUUUCUAACCUCAGCACCCUGGUUCAGCUUGACUUAACAAUGAGUGAGAUCACAGGAGAUGUAAGUGCAGUUAUUGGAGACCUAACCACGUGCUGCAAGAAUAGCUUAGAGGAGCUGAUCUUGGCAGCAUGGCUGAAGACUCAGAAGCAGCUCUCAACAGUCAUCCUUACUAAUGUGGGCAUUUCAGAGCUUCUUGAAUUACUUGAUCUUGGAGGGAACAGAUUUGCAGGGAAGAUACCAAAAUGGCUAGGGGCAAGCCCUCUAGCACUAUUUGAGUUACGAUUACGGGCCAACAGGUUCAGUGGCAGCAUUCCAGAAGAAGUAUGCAAUCUUAUAUAUCUCCACAUAUUGGACAUUGCAGCCAAUUAUCUGUCUGGAUCGAUCCCAGCAUGCCUAGGCCAGUUGACACACAUGCAGAUAGUGCUACCAUUUGUUCCAAUAUCACCAAUAUCAGCAUUCAAAGACAUUGCCGAGAUGGAUUUGGUGGUGAAGGGAAGACAGAUGAGAUACGGCAAGACCCUCGAACUGGUGAACAUUCUUGACCUUUCGAGCAAUAAUUUAUCCGGAGAGAUUCCAAAAGAGAUAACCAGACUCUUAGCCUUAGGUACUUUAAACCUCUCCAGAAACCAAUUGACCGCAAAUAUACCUGAGGAAAUUGGAAACUUGAGCCUGCUGGAAACUCUUGAUCUUUCCCAUAAUCAUCUUUCAGGCCCCAUACCCCGAAGCAUGACUGCCAUGACAUUUUUGAACUACCUGAACUUGUCAUACAACAACUUGUCGGGGCAAAUUCCUUCAACCAAUCAGUUCCAAACCUUCAAUGAUCCCUCCAUCUAUGAGGGAAACGCAGGACUUUGUGGCGUUCCUCUUCCAACAAAAUGCGAUGCAGUGAAUGCUGGUGAUGCAGAAGACAAAGGCCGCAUGAAAGAUCACAGCGUGGAAGAAGAUGGUGAAGACAGCACAAAGCUUGAAUUCUACAUCAGCAUGGUACUGGGAUUCAUUUUGGAUUUUGGGGUGUGUUUGGUAGUUUGUACGUAUAUAAGCCGUGGAGACAAGGCUAACUGCAGUUUGUUGAUAAAGUGAAAGACUGGAUGAUACUAGUUGCCAUCGCGCUGAAGGAUGUCUUUAGGUAAUUAGCUCCUAUUCCUUUCCCUUUUCGAUUUGCAAUGAGGAAUUUUACGUGUAUGCAUGUGUUGUCUUCAGAUAGAGUCUUGUAUCAUUGUUGCUUAAUUUAAUUUUAAUAAAGAUGGAUUUGAAGAUUUCUCCAGAGGAGAGGAAGCACAUUUGGA